Molecule: messenger RNA, 3972 nt
Organism: Gambusia affinis (western mosquitofish)
Lineage: Eukaryota; Metazoa; Chordata; Actinopteri; Cyprinodontiformes; Poeciliidae
Gene: slc25a28
Product: solute carrier family 25 member 28
Exons: 4
Coding region: 16-1407 (463 amino acids)
Biological process (GO): iron import into the mitochondrion
Cellular component (GO): mitochondrial membrane
Molecular function (GO): ferrous iron transmembrane transporter activity
Source: RefSeq, a predicted model, not a curated record
UGGGCUCUGUCACCAAUGAGCAAUGAGUUCCUCGUCCCGCUGUCUGCACUGGAUGUAGGUGUGCAGACUCCUCUACCAGUACGACUCCCCCCCUGCUGGGCUCUGUUUGGAAACGACAGAGGCGGGGACGGAGAGUCGCAACACAGGAACGAGGAGCCCCUAGGGAAUGUGAAAGUCAAGGCCUUAAAUCCCCACGAUAAGACUUUACGUACUGCCGCGUUUCUCAUGGAAACAGAUGGAUUUGUGAGGAAGCGUCGGAUGACAGCGGAGACCGCAGGCGGUGAUGCCGGGGUUGCAGGAGCCUCAGCUGGGGCAGAAGUUCGAUGGCUCGGGGGCAGAUUCUGGGGAGUUUCAGAAAGUAUUGUUUGCAGCCUGACGCCGCGUAUCGGGGGGGAAUCGCAGCUGCAAAGUGUGGACGUUGUCUGCGCGGCUCAGGAUGCACAAGUAGAGGACUCGGAACCUGACUAUGAAGGUCUGCCACAGGGAGCAUCUACUAGCACCCACAUGUUGGCAGGCGCCGUAGCUGGGAUAAUGGAGCACUGCCUCAUGUUCCCCAUCGACUGUGUGAAGACAAGAAUGCAGAGUCUCCAGCCUGACCCCGCAGCACGCUACAAGAAUGUGAUGGACGCUCUUCGCCGGAUUGUUGCCACUGAGGGAGUCUGGCGACCACUAAGAGGCCUGAAUGCAACGGCCAUUGGCGCUGGGCCAGCUCAUGCUCUGUAUUUUGCCAGCUAUGAGAAACUCAAAAAGACUCUAAGUGAUACCAUUCAUCCAGGCGCUAACAGUCAUUUGGCUAAUGGAGCAGCUGGUUGUGUUGCCACAUUGCUUCACGAUGCAGUCAUGAACCCAGCAGAAGUUGUGAAGCAGCGCAUGCAGAUGUUUAAGUCGCCCUACCGGGGCGUGUUGGACUGUGUCGGCGCCAUGUGGCAAAGAGAGGGUCCUGCUGCCUUUUACCGCAGCUACACCACCCAGCUCACCAUGAACGUGCCCUUCCAGGUGCUCCACUUCAUGACCUAUGAGUACCUCCAGGAGCUGCUCAACCCUCACAGACUAUACAACCCCUCGUCCCACGUGGUGUCCGGGGCUCUGGCCGGGGCGAUCGCAGCGGCAGCCACCACGCCUCUGGACGUCUGCAAAACCCUGCUCAACACCCAGGAGUCUCACACCCUCGGCUCCGCCGGCCAAAGCCAGGGAGCCAACAGACACGUCUCAGGUCUGGUCCACGCCUUCAGGACGGUUUACAGGCUGGGCGGCCUGCAGGGCUUCUUCAAGGGAGUGCAAGCGAGGGUCAUCUACCAGAUGCCCUCCACAGCCAUCAGCUGGUCUGUUUAUGAGUUCUUCAAAUAUGGACUUACUAAGCACCAGCACAACAAUAUGAGAAUCCAACAUAUCAAGGCUGAGGUGUAGAUUUCCUAUGGGUUUAAUCGCCUCUCUUAUACAUCAGGCCUCGCUGUGGCCUCAUACGCACAUACAACCAGAUGAAAUACGCCUCAGUCAUCCAGAUCUCCUCAGACAGAGCAGAUAAGAAAGACACCUUCUGAACCAUUUUUAGUAAUUUUGCAUCUGUUCACCAUUUCAGCCAUAGGAUACAACUUUUACACAGUAUUUUCAAGUGUCGUUAAUUUUAAGUAAUCUCUUAAUUGAAGCAGAAGACACGAAGAAGAGUUUGGCAGUCAGCAGUGGGCAGUCAUAACCAUCUGUCAAGGGUUUACUUUAUGAAACUUUGUUUUUGCAUCAGAGUUUUAAUAUAACCAGAUAAAGCUUUUCAGAUAACAUAAGUCUACAUUACAUGUUUGGAGUUUAAUGUAAAAAUAGAAGAACUGGUUAAAAUUGUUAUGUUACAUAAACAUAGAUUUAUAUGUCCCUUAGCUGUUUACAGAUGCUUUUCAGGGGGCUUUUUCAACACAAUCUGUCAAAUUGUUAAUUUGCAAAGAAGAUUGAUUAUAAAAAAAAUAUUGAAUAAUACCCGAAGAAGCUACAGUUUUAAUGAUAUGGGUCAAAAUAUUUAACUUCUUGAUCAUAAAAUAAAUCUCAAUUUAUUAUUUAUGUCAGUAAAUAAAAUAGACCCAGUGCAGAACUUUGCAGACAAAUACCCUAAAAAAUACCUUAUUUAUUUAUAAUUAUUUUGUUCAGAGGUUUCUUCAAUCACAUGUAUUUUGGACUUUUUCCCUGCUGUUGAAAUGUGUAAUAACUGGUCUGUUUUCAGCUUUUUUGAACCACUGAGGUUUAAUGUUUGUGCGCAUCAUCAGCAGGAGUUUUGUUCUUACUGCAACCAAAAGAGGAGCUGAAUUCAUAACAUUUCACACACCCAACCUGAAGCUGUCAUUCUUACUUGCUGAUGUCUGUUUCCAACACUGAAUUGCACUUGUUCAAUAAAACUUCAGCGGAGGGGCUCUGCUCACUGUUCGUAAAAGAGAAAAGUUCUCCUUUUAUGUGUUUAAACACGAGACUUCUACACUCCUGUAGAAGGUGACUUUUAGUGGCUAGAUUUACCGUGCAGUUGAAGGUUGGGGCUGGACUAAAGCACUGUUUAGUCACAGGUGAGUUUACCAAAUUCCACCAUUUUACCAUCAACAUGCAUAAUUAGAUAUUUUCUAUUUUAACCCUAGUAUUAUAACGCCAUCGUCUUGUGGAACCUUUAAACGAUCCCCAUACACUCACCCUUGGAGAGGACACAGGCGAGUAGUCACAUUUUAAGCUGCAGUAGGUAACUUUAAUAAAAGAAAAUGUGUUUAUGUUGAAUCUAAGACUACAUCUUGACAGUGAGAUAAUCUGCGAAAACGAAGUCCUUUGGCUCUGGUUCUAGUUGUUUUUGCAGUGUUUUUCUGCAGGUGGCAGUAGGAACACAGGGAGGACGUAUAGAAGCUAUAUUUGUUUUCUGCAGAUUCUGUUUCGUAUUGUUACGUCAGGACAUAGUGACAGUUUGAUUUUUUUUUUAAUAUGUCCAAAAAACGUUUUGCAACAUUAACAAGCAGCUUCUUUACACUCAGUGCUCUAUUUGUCUUUUUUAGAUAAACAUUUGUCACAUUAACACAUUAACUUGGAUCUAUUCCUGGAAAGGACGUGUUUAAAACUUGUAGAAUUUAGUGUCUCCAAUCCUCUUGAAAUCACAUUUGCUCUUCCAGCAGCUCUUGAAUUUGAGUGUGCAGCUAUUUUUUCAUCCAUUUCGAGGCAGGUAUAGUUGUUUAGUCUUGAGCACAGGUGCAGAUUUCAACUUUGACCCCUUAGACUUUCAGAAACGACUUGUGACCUAAUGGGUGCACAGCCUGCAUCCAAACAAGUGCAAAAGUAACACUUGGGAAUUCGUCAAAUGACGCAUGACAAAGUACAUUUUGAUAGAAGAUGAGUUGGAAAGCGUAUUUAAGAGAUGACAUGGCAUCUUACAGUCAAUACAAGCAUUACAGCUCAUUCUUUUCAAUAAUUUUGAGUAAGAGGGCUGUUUUUUCAUUUAUUUAUUAAUUGAUUUGAAAAAAUAUUUUUACAUAUAGAUACCUGGUAGGCUAGAGUCUUAGAUAUUUUCUAAAUUGACAUUUGAAAUAGGAAACCAAUCUGUCAAAAUGAGAUGUUAUUUAUAAAUUGCAUUAAAGCAAUUACAAAUCUGUUCCAUAACCAGGUUGUUCAAUCUGUCUACAUCUUUUAAGGCUUAGUAGCAAAAAUCCUAUUUAUAGUCCUUAAAUGUAUUUCAUGUUACAGGCACCAACUACUAAAAGGUUUCCAUGGAUUCUUUAGUAUUCAGUUCUAAGUCUGAUAUUCUUUAUGAGAUCCACUGCAAUCAUUAACCCUCAGAAGUCACCUAGUUAAUAAAUAGUCUCCACCAAUAAUUAGUCCACUUUUGAUAAGUAAAUUUCGGACAUACUCUCUUGCUCUCCUAUAUUUUCAUUCAGCAUAUGAAAGUGAAAGUGAUAAUUGUAGCUGAACUACAACAAGAGAUGUUUAGUCUAAUUUAACUUCAGACAUAGAAAAAAAAAGAAA